CUAGGAGCAGAAUUCUUGUCCGCUCUAUGCAGCAGAAACCAAGUGGGGCAAGGAGUCCUAGCUACAGCAGAAACUAGCUGUCGCUUUUUCUGCUAGUGUCUGCUAAAUUUAUCAAUAGCUGCAUCUGGUGAGAAGGCCUUCAGUGAGACUCUGCUAUGUGGUGCUGCUAUGUGCUGCUCUUCAGUGUCCUCUGGAUUAUCGUCUGGUUCUUCCGUGACCGGCAAACUCUAAGCUCCUUUAAGGAUAAGUAUGUUUUCAUCACAGGCUGUGACACAGGUUUUGGGAACAUGCUGGCCAAGCGGCUUGACAAGAAGGGCUUCCAGGUGCUGGCAAGUUGCCUCACUCAGAAAGGAGUUGAUAACCUGCAGCGGGCCAGCUCGCCAAACCUGCGCACCACCUUGCUUGAUGUCACCAACUCUGAGAGCAUCCGCAAAGCCGUGGAGUGGGUGAGGGCCGAAGUGGGGGAAAAAGGGCUCUUUGGUCUGGUGAACAAUGCAGGUGUAGCCUACCCCGUUGGCCCCACAGAAUGGAUGAAUGUGGAGGAUUACCGCAAGGUAAUGGCUGUCAACACCUUUGGAGUGAUUGAGGUAACUUUGGCCUUCCUAUCUUUGCUCAAGCAGGCACGUGGCCGUGUCGUCAACACCUCCAGCACGUGUGGUCGCCUCUCAACCUUUGGCGGAGGCUACUGCCUUUCCAAAUACACAGUUGAGGCCUUCUCCGACAGUCUCAGGAGGGACAUGUACCAUUUUGGGGUAAAGGUCUCCAUUAUCGAGCCAGGCUCCUUCAAGACUGCUCUGACCAAUCCUGAAUCAGUAGAGGCCUCCUUACAGCAACUCUGGGACCAAUUGAGCCCUAAGACCCGGCAAAGUUACGGUGAAGACUUCUUUCCAAAGUACCUGAAAAUUAUGAAGUUCGUCUUGAACACCUGUGACCCAGAUCUCAGCAAAGUGACCACCUGCAUGGAGCAUGCACUUCAAGCCAAAUACCCUCGCUCCCGCUAUAGUGCAGGUUGGGAUGCCAAGUUUGUGUGGCUGCCAGCCACUUACCUACCUGCCUUCAUGGUGGACAUUGUUCUGGCUACCAUCCUACCAAAGCCAGCCCACGGGGUCCGCUAGACUCCCUUAACAUCCCCCACGCUCCAGGACCAAGCCUAUGGCCCAACUGUCAAGCAAACCAACCAACCAUAUUUCCCAAGAAUUAUGAAGAAAUAAAGAUAUAAUUGUCAGUAGAGAAAA
Molecule: messenger RNA, 1235 nt
Organism: Rhineura floridana
Lineage: Eukaryota; Metazoa; Chordata; Lepidosauria; Squamata; Rhineuridae
Gene: RDH5
Product: retinol dehydrogenase 5
Exons: 5
Coding region: 156-1115 (319 amino acids)
Source: RefSeq, a predicted model, not a curated record